Molecule: messenger RNA, 1704 nt
Organism: Morchella importuna
Lineage: Eukaryota; Fungi; Ascomycota; Pezizomycetes; Pezizales; Morchellaceae
Exons: 7
Coding region: 1-1704 (567 amino acids)
Biological process (GO): transmembrane transport
Cellular component (GO): membrane
Molecular function (GO): transmembrane transporter activity
Source: RefSeq, a predicted model, not a curated record
AUGGAACGUGACCCCUUAAUUGCACGAGAGUCAGAAAUCCAAGCGCAUCGGCAUGGGAGCGGAGGUGUUGAUGGUGAUGGAGGCAAAUCGGUACUAUCAUCCAAGGCCAACUCGAUCUCUGGAGACGAGAACUCGCCACUAUUAGGAGCUGGUGAAAGAGAUGGGGGAGCAGAUAUCGACGAUUUUGCGGGUCUGCCAUGGCACCGAAAGCCAUCAAUUUUCUGGUUGUUGCCGCCGUUCUGUUUAUUCACGAUAGCUUUUGGAGGCGUCGCCGUACCACGGUUGAACAUCAUCCUAGCUCUUAUAUGCAGGGAAUUUUUCGCAGAGAAACAAUAUCUGCCUGGGGGCAUGACGCCGGUUAUGCCUAUUCUCAUCGGCGCCCCAAAUGAGCAAUGUCGAAAUCCGGAGGUGGCAGCUCUCGUAUCGAAAUUCACACUUUAUAUGAGUCUUAUUAGUGGAAUAAUAGGUGCGUUUACAUCACCACGCAUAGGAUCGUUAUCAGAUCGCUAUGGACGUCGGACCUUCAUGGCAUGUUCGUCCUUCGGGCUGCUGGCCAGCGAAAUUACGACCAUUCUCGCUGCAAAGUUUCCAGAAACUUUUAGUGUCAAUAUCCUUCUCCUUGGCUCAACGGUCGAUGGCAUCUGCGGGAGCUUCUUAUUAGGUAUGGCGCUUUCAUACUCGUAUGGAGCUGAUUGCACGUCUCCCGCAAAACGUGCUACGGCAUUCGGCUAUUUUCAGGGCUGUCUUUUUUUGGGUAUCGCAGUCGGGCCAGCAAUGGGAGGGUGGCUGAUCGAGGUUACUGGAGACGUUCUUUCCAUCUUCUACGCCGCCCUGGGGGCACAUGUGUUUUUCAUUCUCUACCUAUUCUGCAUCCUCCCGGAGUCGUUGUCAGAUCGUCGUAAGAAGAUCGCCCAAGAAAAGCAUGCACAAGAAGUCCAGAGAUAUGGCGGUACACUGAAAUCAUGGGUACACACCAUGAACCCCAUCAACUUUGUUAGGCCUCUUUCUGUCCUCUUCCCUACCGGUCCUGGCUCUAGUCCUCGACUUAGGCUCAACCUCAUGCUACUUGCUGCCACAGACACCAUUCUUUUUGGCGUCGGUAUUGGUGGCAUGACCGUCAUCAUCUUGUUUGCGGAGCUGAAAUUUGAGUGGGGAAACUAUGAGUCGUCAAUAUACCUAUCAAUCGUCAACGUAGCCCGCGUAACUAUGCUAUUCGUGAUCCUCCCCGUAGUAGUUCAUUACGUCCGCCGUAACCUUCAUCCCUCCUCCCACCAAAAAGGUGCCGAUAAACUCGAUAUUCUCCUUAUCCGUUUUAGCAUCAUCAUUGAGACAGCAGGCUAUCUAUUCUACGCCGUCGCGGCCACACCCAAUGCCUUUACCGCAGCAGGUGUUUGCACUGCUUUGGGCGGGAUCGGCUCCCCCACCCUCCAGUCAUCACUCACUAAGCAUGUCCCUGAUGAGAAGACUGGCCAACUGUUAGGGGCGACAGCCUUACUUCAUUCAUUAGCGAGAGUUGUGGCCCCAACGGUCUUUAAUCUCGUGUAUGCAUACACGGUUGCAACUUUCCCGCAGACGGUUUUUGUGUGCCUUGGGUCGACAUUUGCAUUUGCAUUCGCUUGUUCCUGGUUUUUAAGGGAGGGCGUGUAUUGGGGCGAUGGCAAGGGAGGCGCGAAUGGUGACGAAGAAGAGGCUGAUACUAACUAG